AACAGUCAUAUCGCCCAAAUUAGGCCAAACCGUUGAAGCCCGUAGAUUCUCUCUCAAUCUUCUUUGUUGUCCCUCUCUCUCUCUAACCUCUCUGCUGUCCCUCCCUCUUUCUAUUCUCCAUACCUGAGAAAACCUUUUGACUACUCAAUCUUUGAUUUCUCAACAACCCAAUUGACCCAUUUCAAAAUGUGUAAACCCUAGUUCUCUUUGGCCAAUUAUCGAACAAUUGGUGGUCUACUAUUGGAAGGAGAAGAAAUCAACAAUUUGGGACAAAAACAAAUCCCGUUUGUCCCAUUGCGUUGAUUCUUCACCACAACGAGCAUCUUCAUUCUCAAAACAUACCUAAUUUCAUAACCCUACCUCUUUUAUUUCAAGGGUUUGAACAACCAUUGUUUUUGAAUUGGGAAAAGAUAUCAACAAAUUGGUACCAAAUUGGUACCGUUGUUAUUAUAUGGAGUCACCAUUAUUGACCUUAAUCGUUUUGAGUUUCGGAGUCAUCUAUGGGUUUUUAACUCUGCCGGUAAAUGGGGAUGAUGUAGAUCAAUCACCACCUCCACCUCCACCAUCUCCAUUGCCGCCUCCGCCACCCCCUCCACCUCCACCAUCUCCAUCGCCACCUCCACCGCCUCCUCCAUCUCCAAUGGCACCGCCUCCUCCGCCAUUACCUCCACCACCACCAUCUCCACCGUUCGCUCCCCCUCCCCGGUCUCCACCCCCGCCAGAAAAGGUUUCUCCCCGUAGUCCUCCUCCACCUUCGAAUCCCGAACAAGAUCAAAGCAAGGAUACGAAUACGAGUCAGACCUCAAACCAAAGGCUCAAAUUGGGGAAGAAAAUUGGAUGGGCGUUUGUGGGUAUUGCGGCAGCCUUGCAGGUAUUUGUGGUGGCCUUCUUGGUAAUCAAGAGAAGGCAAUUGCUGAAGGAAAAUGGUAUAUAUUAAAGAGAAUUUGCAUUUUGGAUAUUCAUCAUAUGCCCUGACAGAGCACAUUUUACCGGGUUAUAUAGAAUCAAAAUUGUUUAGAUAGAAGCCAGAGAACACGAAUUUUGGAUCUAAAGGAGCAUUCUUGCUAUGGGAAUCAUACAGAUUAAAGAUUGUUCAUAGUGUUGGUAUCUCCAUAUGGGUUGUUGCCGUUGUAAAUGGGUAAUUCUUGUUUGGCAUUUUCUCUUUACAAAUUUCUUCUUUCAUUUAUUUGUUGAUUUUUUUUUUUGUUCAUCUACAUGACUUAUAAAUGAAAGCAGAAGAAACAUAUUUUCACACUGUUCAGGAUACACUUUCUAUCGGCCUUUUCUUUUUGGGAACCUGUCUGACUGUAUAAUAUUACUAGAAAUUCAAUGAAAUGUCUCGCAUGCUAUAGGUGAUGAUUAUUUGUUUCUGAUUAAUGAAA
Molecule: messenger RNA, 1382 nt
Organism: Cornus florida
Lineage: Eukaryota; Viridiplantae; Streptophyta; Magnoliopsida; Cornales; Cornaceae
Product: sulfated surface glycoprotein 185
Exons: 1
Coding region: 452-937 (161 amino acids)
Source: RefSeq, a predicted model, not a curated record